GCCUGUCGUUCAUUCAUCCCUCUCGCCUCUCUCUCUCUCUCUCUUUCUCCCCUCCCUACUUCUUGUCCGCUCCUUUUUCUCGCCCCCAUCUCAUCUCUCAUCUCCUUCGCCUCGUUUUUACCUCCCUCCUUUCACUUCCACACCAUCCCGCGCACAACCUUGACAAGCUGCAAAAGAGUCAUUCGUCGCCAUGGCUCAAUUCGCCAAACUCUCCAUCUUUGGAACCGUCUUUGAGGUCACCACUCGAUAUGUUGAUCUCCAGCCCGUCGGCAUGGGUGCAUUCGGCCUCGUCUGUUCUGCCAAGGAUGAGCUGACCGGCCAACCGGUUGCUAUUAAGAAAAUCAUGAAGCCCUUCAGUACUCCGGUCCUUUCGAAGCGUACCUACAGAGAAUUGAAGCUGCUGAAGCACCUCAAGCAUGAAAAUAUUAUCAGCCUGAGCGACAUUUUCAUCUCGCCACUGGAAGACAUCUACUUUGUGACUGAAUUGCUUGGAACAGAUCUGCAUCGCCUUUUAACGUCGAGGCCUCUCGACAAGCAGUUCAUUCAAUACUUCUUGUACCAGAUCCUGCGCGGCCUGAAGUACCUGCACUCGGCUGGUGUUGUCCAUCGCGACUUAAAACCAAGCAACAUUCUGGUCAACGAGAACUGCGAUCUCAAGAUCUGCGACUUUGGCUUGGCCCGUAUUCAGGAUCCUCAAAUGACUGGAUAUGUCUCCACGCGCUACUACCGCGCGCCUGAGAUCAUGUUGACCUGGCAAAAGUACGAUGUUGCUGUUGAUAUCUGGAGUGUGGGAUGCAUCUUUGCCGAGAUGUUGGAGGGCAAGCCUUUGUUUCCUGGAAAGGAUCACGUCAACCAGUUCUCGAUCAUUACCGAGUUGCUUGGAACGCCUCCUGACGAUGUCAUUAAGACCAUCGGCAGUGAAAAUACCCUGCGCUUUGUUCAAUCGCUCCCCAAGAGAGAAAAGAUUCCAUUGACGACAAAGUUCCCCAACACGGAUCCUGUUGCCCUCGACUUGCUGGAGAAGAUGCUGGUUUUUGACCCCAAGAAGCGCAUGACCGCGGGAGACGCACUGUACCACAAAUACUUGGAGCCUUACCACGAUCCUGAUGAUGAGCCCGUGGCUGCUGAGGUGUUUGACUGGUCUUUCAACGAUGCGGACUUGCCGGUGGACACCUGGAAGGUCAUGAUGUACAGCGAGAUUCUGGACUUCCACCACGUCGACGAAUCUCAGCCUGGCUUCCCAGGCGACGUGCAGCAGGGUGGAGUUCCUCAAACCAACUUUGCGUAAAUUGUGAAGGAAUGCAGAGGGAAAGGAGAAAGGAGGAAAUGCUUGUCAAGACACGCUCUUUCUGAAAUCGUCUUGGGCGCUUAGAACAGGGCUCUCGCACAUAUCGAAUAUACAUCAACAGACCCAUGUUUUCACUCUAUUUGGCAUAUGCACGAAUAAAGGACACUUGACUACUAGAAACCAUGGGCUAAGUCGUUUUGACAGCUUCAUACAGUAUUCUGUCUGUUGAGGGUACGCAGAUUCGAC
Molecule: messenger RNA, 1534 nt
Organism: Gamsiella multidivaricata
Lineage: Eukaryota; Fungi; Mortierellomycota; Mortierellomycetes; Mortierellales; Mortierellaceae
Product: mitogen-activated protein kinase hog1
Exons: 11
Coding region: 191-1288 (365 amino acids)
Biological process (GO): stress-activated MAPK cascade; osmosensory signaling pathway; cellular response to oxidative stress
Cellular component (GO): cytoplasm; nucleus
Molecular function (GO): ATP binding; MAP kinase activity
Source: RefSeq, a predicted model, not a curated record